Messenger RNA from Arabidopsis arenosa, 1864 nucleotides. The record is from the annotation of a GenBank genome assembly. Lineage: Eukaryota; Viridiplantae; Streptophyta; Magnoliopsida; Brassicales; Brassicaceae.
UAGUUUACCAGAAGUUUCACUCAAACAUAUGCUAAGUAUUUUUCUACAAGUAACUCUUUUUCCGUUCUUGGAUACAACUAGAUCUUAUUUGGCCGUUAAAACCGUUAAUCUCUUUUCCCGCGAAAAUUUGAAUCUUGGUUUUUCCGUUGAUUAGAUGUUUAGGAAGAAGAGUUGUUGAGAGUGAAAUAGGCCAUAAAAUUACUGAAUCUUUCUUUUAUCUGAUGAAGUAUAGCUUUCAUAAUGGAAAAACGCGAACCCUCUUUAGUACCUGAAUGGUUGAGAAGUUCAGGACAUGGUUCUGGUGUUGGGAGUUCAAAUCAGCUUUUAUCAUCUUCUAAUUCUCACUCAGAUUCUUCUUCGUUGUUACGUAAUAGCAAGAAUAGGAAUUCUAGGAGCAGAAGUGAUGUUGAUUCAGUUCGGUCUCCUUUUCUUGAUCGGUCUUCUUCCACCAAUACAAGGAGGGGAUCUAGUAAUGGGUCUACCAAACAUGCAUAUAGUAGUUUCAACUUCAAUAGGAGCAGCAGAGAUAAAGAUCGGAGCAGGGAGAAAGAUAGGUUGAGCUACAUGGAUCCAUGGGACCAUGACACUUCUCUGCCUUUUGGAACCAUCUUGAUUGGUGGGGGACAAGAGCCACUGAGACGAUCACAUUCAAUGACAACAAGGAAACAGGGCAACCAUCUGGCUCAAGGAUUUACAGUAGGAUAUAAAAAUGGUGGAAACAUUAAUACUUACAACGGACAUGGUAUACUUCCUGGAACUAGCCCUGCAAAGAGCUCCAAAAGAACAGGUUUCGAUAAGGAUUUUCCUUUGCUUAGAGCUGAAGAGAGAAAUGGAGGCCCAGACGUCGUAAGAAUAGCAUCUCCUGUUCUAAGUCCAACUGCUCAGAGCUUGUCAGUUGGUAAUCCAGCCUUGAUUGUUGGGGAAGGUUGGACAUCGGCUCUGGCAGAGGUUCCCAAUGUUAUUGAGAAGAGUGGUACUGGUUCCCAUUCUAAUGUUGGUAGUUCGGCUACCUUAACGGUACCAACUUGUCGUAACAUGGCUGAAGCAUUGGUGCAGGCUCCAGGAAGAACUCGUACACCACCCCAGGCACAAACACUUGAGGACCGAGCUAUUAGGCAGUCUAGGCAGUUGAUACCUGUUGUGCCUUCAGCACCAAAGGGCUCAGUUCAUAACUCUUCUGAUAAAUCCAAGACCAAACCAAUGUUUCGAAGUGGUGAAAUCGGUCUUGCUUCUUCAAGAAAUACCCAACAGCAUUCCUCUGUGAUGCUCGGUAAUCUGCAGUCUAAUCCUGGUAGUCAGAUCAAGCCUGAUACGACUAAGAAGCUGGUGAUUCUCAAACCUGCUAGGGAAAAUGGGGUAGUUGCUGGAGGUUCACCACCCAGCAGCCGAGCUGCCGCUAGCCAGCUGACCACUGCUCCAUCCACACAAUUUACUGCUUCUAGUAGGAAUGCAUUUUUCAGUACUUUGAAGCAGAAAACAUCUACAAACAUCUCAACUGAUCCAUCAAAAACCAGCUCUUGCAUCUUGUCUUCAGUGGAGGAAAAGGCAAACAGUUCUAAGGAGCUUGUAGCUAGUGACCCUUCAAGCCCACAGGCUGCAGAAAGAGAUGAAAUCAUGGAAAGUGUCGAGAAAGUUUCUGAUGUUGUAGAAAGGGUUAGCAGAUUUGAAUCGGCAGUCCGUCCAGAUCCAAAAGAGGCUGCGUUCCUUAAAUCCCUUGGGUGGGAUGAAAAUGACAGCGAAGAAUACACCCUCCCAAUGGAGGAGAUGAUCGAAUGGUGCAAGAAGUUCAAGCCAUCACUGCUGCAGAAGCUGCCUAUCAUAUAAGAAGCAACCGAGGACAUAGCUCCCGACUAGUGAUCAGAUU